Molecule: messenger RNA, 309 nt
Organism: Protopolystoma xenopodis
Lineage: Eukaryota; Metazoa; Platyhelminthes; Monogenea; Polystomatidea; Polystomatidae
Source: the annotation of a GenBank genome assembly
AUGUCCGGCCAGGUGCUAGUAGUAGCCCCGCACUUUUUGAACCAACAAGGCGUUCCUGUAAAUACGUCAGCAGUCGUUGGGAGUUACCGGCACGUACGCGAUCGUCCAAGUAGUGAGCUACCGACGCGACUUGGUAGAAGGCUAGGCAGAGGCGACGAGUCGGCCCCGGCAGCUGCGAAAAUGACGGCGUUGACAAUACGUCUAUCGUCCGGGCUGAGGGCGAUGACGGGGAUGAUAGAACUGUCGGCCAAUAGGGUAGAAAUGAGCUUGGAGUGGAAGACGGUUCUUCAUGGCAGGAAGGCUGCAUAA